AUGACUACCCGUUUGCGCCACAGGCCCAAUAUCGAGGAGGAAGAUGCCGCUGCGUUAAAGCUCGGCCCAGAGUUCAACAAUGCAGGUUGCUUGCUGAUUUCAGAGGUGAAAUACCUUUUGGAAAACCGGGAACAGGAUGCACCAGACACGGCGGUCUACAAUAAAACGCUUGAAUACGUGAAGACCUUCACGAAGUUCAACACGACCGACUCUGCCUCUGCAGUCCGAGAAACACUCCGGAGAGAGGACGCCCUGACACAAUUCGAGACGGCACAGAUUGCUAACCUCUGUCCAGCUGACGCGGAAGAAGCCAAGAGCAUCAUCCCAAGUCUUGUGAAAAUCGAUGACGACCAACUGCAAGUACUCCUGGACGAGAUCCAGUCGAUGCGGAAGUUCCAGAGCUAG
Messenger RNA from Heterobasidion irregulare TC 32-1, 405 nucleotides. RefSeq lists its product as uncharacterized. Gene Ontology annotation, cellular component: RNA polymerase II, core complex; P-body. Bases 1 to 405 code for a protein of 134 amino acids. The transcript is spliced from 5 exons. NCBI's taxonomy places the organism in Eukaryota, Fungi, Basidiomycota, Agaricomycetes, Russulales, Bondarzewiaceae. The record is from RefSeq and is a predicted model, not a curated record. Gene Ontology annotation, biological process: nuclear-transcribed mRNA catabolic process, deadenylation-dependent decay; positive regulation of translational initiation; mRNA export from nucleus in response to heat stress. Gene Ontology annotation, molecular function: translation initiation factor binding; nucleotide binding.